CACUGCGCUUCCGUUGCCCAUGACACCGGAACGAAGUUCUGACAGCUGAUUCUCCAAUCAGUUCAUAUCCACUCCCCCCCUCCCCACACACACACACACACACACACAUAAAUAAGUAUUUUUGAAGUUAUUUACAGCCGGACGGGUCUCCUGUAGUCUCCGGGUGGAGUCGCACACGGCGCUUUGCACAGAGGAGGGCGGAUGAUUAUGGUGUAGCACACGGAGCGCGUUAGCUCUGAGACAGUAAGGCAUUUGAGAAGCAGUGCAUUGCAGCACAGCACAGCGUGGGGCAGAGUGAGGAACAUUACAGCAGCGUAGCCAUGCUUACAUUGGCCAGUAAGCUGAAGAGGGAUGAUGGAGGAAAGACGGGCCGUGCCUCUGGAGCCUCCGACUCCGCCCACAGGGUCUCCAUCAGGGACCGCCUCCUAACCAAAGAAGUUGCAGAACUUGAAGCCAAUCUCCCUAGUACAUGCAAAGCCAGUUUCCCAGAUGAGGACAAGCUACAUCAUUUUCAACUGGCAGUGUCUCCUGAUGAGGGUUACUACCAAAGUGGAAGGUUUCAGUUUGAAAUAGACGUCCCCGAAGCCUAUAACAUGGUGCCUCCUAAAGUGAGAUGUCUGACUAGAAUAUGGCAUCCUAACAUCACAGAAACUGGAGAGAUCUGUUUGAGCUUAUUGCGGGAGCACUCUAUUGAUGGCACAGGCUGGGCACCCACCAGAACAUUAAAGGAUGUGGUCUGGGGAUUGAACUCCUUGUUUACUGACCUGUUGAACUUUGAUGACCCGUUGAACAUUGAUGCAGCAGAACACCAUUUGAGAGACAAGGAGGAUUUCCGGAAUAAGGUUCAAGAUUACAUCAAGCACUACGCCAGAUGAUAGAAGCAUCGGCUACCUACAUCAGCCUGCACCAACCAACCAAACUGCUCUACCUUGCCUCUGCUUAUCUUGGCCAACUCCCUCCCCGCCCUACGUGUGUGAAUCAACAGCUGGGUCUCUCUCUCUCUCCACUCCCCUCCUCUCGCCACCACGGCCCCCACCCAUGCCCUGCAGUUCACCCAGUUGCAAUAAACUCCACAGUGCAGAAACUAAAUUUAAAAAAAAGAAACUAUGAAAUUAGAAAUUAUGCGUUUGAGCAAGGGCUUGCAUACAAAAGAAAAAUAUGCUUUAAUUAUCCUAAUCGAUUGAGUGUUGCAAUGACCACAAUGUCUGUUCCGUUGUGGCAAGAUCACUGAAUGACGCCGCCUCACUAUAAACCUGUCCGGAAACGAGCCAUGGCGAGGGAUUAGAUGUGAUGAUUCACCGGCGCAAAAAAAAAAAAAAAAAAACAUAAAAGGAAGUCACAUUCAGCUGUUGACUAAUCAAGAGAAAUAAUAUCUGUUACUAUCAGUUCUCUGUUCCAGUGCCUGCCAUGUUUGUGUCGCUAAAGAGAAAAAUGCAUGUGAGUUCACAACAUAUACACAUACAUAGACACACACACAGUGUCACAUCCUGUAGUAAAAGGUGAAUAGAUGCAUACACAGGCCCACUAGACAGCAUGUGAAUGGCCACAUUGUCGCGGUCUGUUGUCAUUCUCCUUGCAUGUGCACACACACGCACACACAAAGCUCACAUGCAGACCUUCUGUGUGUGUUUUCAGCUCCAAGUGGGAUAAAGUACGACUACUAAAACCACAGCCAAAUGUAUUGUACUGUUUUCAGCUUCACUUCGUCUCUGUGCCCCUGCCCUUCCUCUCCUCACUGUCCUUUUUUGUCCUCCCUCCAUCUGUCUCUGUUCCACACUCACACACACACACACACACACACACACAACCACACACACAACCACAUGCACUUUUUCCCAUUGAUGAUUGAGAGGUUUAUUUGUACUUACAGUGCAGUCAGAAAGUACUGUGACAGUGACACAUUUUUGGUGGGUUUGCUCUGUACCUGUGCACAUUUGGUCCAGUGUGUAGGAUUUAGUGGCGUCACGCGGUGUAGUUGCAGAUAGCAACUCUGUCACUUCACCCUUCCCUUCCAAACACAAAGGAGAAACUACAGCGGCUGUGAAACGUGUAAAAAAAAAAAAACGCAAUAAAACGUAAACACCCCAAUGUAGAGCCAGUGUUUGUCCAUUCUGGGCUACUGUAGAAACAUGGCGUUUCAACAGAAAGGACUCCACGGAAGGCGACCCUCAAUGUCUAUACAUAUAAACAGCUUAUUCUCAGUGAACAAAAACACAAUCAUUGUUAUUUUCAGGUGAUUAUUCACUAAUGAAAACAUACCUAUGAAUAUUAUAUCCAGUUUGUGCCAUUAGAGCCUCCUAAAUGUUUCACACUGGACCUUUUAAAAUGAAGCAAUGACUGCACGUUUAAAAGACUGAUUUAGAUUGAAUUUUACAUCCAGAACAAAUAAAACAGUGUAGGAAUUGUUUCUCUUUUUGUUCAUAGUCCCCCGGGUUUAAUGGACAAAGAUAUCUGUAUCAAAACAAUGUGAACAGGGUUUGUUUGUAGUGAUGAACCUGCAGAGAAUUAUCAUCUGAAUCUUCAGCUCUGCUUGGCUUUACAGAGCCAUAUAUCGUCGGUCUGCAUGUUCAGGAUCGUUGUCCUAAAAUUUGGGGAUUACUACGAGUCCCACACUGUUCACCCAACGUGGAUGUGAACACCUUAAAAUACCCUUAAAGCAGAAAGUCAGCCAUUUAACCUCACAGUCAUUGUUUCAUUUCAUUGUGAGCGUGCUGCAGUAUGGAAUAAAAUACAUUGCGCUGUCCCAAGACUUUCUAACGGCACGGUACAUCCCCUCUCACUCUGGUUGCUGUGGGAGAUUUCCCAAGCUGACAUGUGGAGUGUGUCGGUCUAAAAGGACAGUACUCAGUUUUCUCUUUCUUUCUUUCUGUGUGUGUGUGUGUGUGUGUGUGUGUGUGGACUGUGUGUGUUUUCACUGAGUUUUGAGAAGUCAGUAGCAGAGAUUCAUGAAGGCAACUCAGAUAGCAAGCCAACUAGCUGAAGAAGUGAGUGAGCGUACCUUUUCUUCUCAUCAAGUAUGUGUGGUACUUGAAGCUCAGACAUUGGGGCAGGCUAACCUAGGCUAAGCUAAUAGGUUAAAAAAAAGCGACAUGACACUGGAGGUGAUGCACUAGACGCACUGUGGACAGGUUUGGGGUACUGAAACAAAGACGACGUAGCUCACUUCGUCGGCACGCUUGCCAGUGGAACAGCUUGCUCACUAUGCUGCUCAUUAGCUCACUCGUAUAGGAGCUAGCUGCUGGAUUUCGGGACAGCUCUGCUAAUAUUGAGCUAACCAGAUAACCUCAAACUGUCUUUACGAACCUCUGCUAUUGUGGAUGUUGGCCAUAAAAUGCCUGGUCAUUUUGUGUGUGUGUGUGUGUGUGUGUGUGUGUUAUACAGAGAAAGAAAGAGACUGUCACUCAGUUAGCCGGUGAGGGCGUGGCGUCCGUAUGCGUGUGAGCGCUGUGCCUCCAGUGUGAGUCGUAUCUCUGAACAUUAAGACUGUUCUCUCUCGCUCCUUUCAGAUUUGUGUUCACACGUCUGCAUGAGGCAAAGUCUAUGUGAUCCAGCCAGUAGUGCAUUUUAAUAAGGAUGUCAGAAAUGUGGUUGUUGAAGAGUGAAAUUUUACAUUGGAGAUGUGUGUGAUGGAUGCGUGCGAGAGUUUGUGCUUGUUGAGCGUGUGUGUGUGUGUGUGUGUGUGUGUGUGUGUGGGCAGUUACAGUAUGACAUGUUGAAAUGAUGUGAUUUGUUAGCAUGCUCUGGUUCCCUCUUUUCUUUGUUAUUCUGGCCCAGGGUUCAGCAGCUCGAAUUAUUUCUGUUUUCAUGGUGAAAGUAAACAGAACAACAGACGACACUGGCUUCUGCCAAAAUAAAGGACCUGAGAAUAUGACAAAUACCAGGUCCAAUGAAAGCGAAUGUGAAUGUGGGCGUUCCAUGGCGUUUUCCUGCCUGGUCUUGGUCCACUCAAACCGUAAAAGGCUAAUGCAACUGCCUAUUAAUAUAAAGCCAUCCUGUGUGAUCGCCAUGGCAGUUAUUUGUCGUGGUAGUAGCUGCCUCCAGGAUAUGGUAGCCCAAUACUCUGUACUUAAUCUUAGCCUUACUAAUACUCUGAUUUUAGCUUCCUAUUGGACAGCUUGUCAUACGUCCUUUAAUUUGGCAGUUAGCAGUGUUUUGUUUUUGUUUGUUUCCCCCCAGGAUGUUAUUGGGGAAUGUCUCUGCUUGGGCUAAGUCCAUCUUCGGGCCAUGGGAGGAAGAUUAACAACCUGUUCUUCUUCAAAUCCUCAACUUUUUCUUUCUCAGAUUGUAUAUCCAUUUUUUAAGAUAUAUUAAAGAGAAUAUAAAUAAAA
Messenger RNA from Dicentrarchus labrax (European seabass), 4328 nucleotides. It is a transcript of the gene ube2f, whose product is annotated as ubiquitin-conjugating enzyme E2F (putative). Bases 321 to 875 code for a protein of 184 amino acids. Lineage: Eukaryota; Metazoa; Chordata; Actinopteri; Moronidae. The transcript is spliced from 10 exons. The record is from RefSeq and is a predicted model, not a curated record.